Molecule: messenger RNA, 495 nt
Organism: Budorcas taxicolor (takin)
Lineage: Eukaryota; Metazoa; Chordata; Mammalia; Artiodactyla; Bovidae
Gene: ID4
Product: inhibitor of DNA binding 4
Exons: 2
Coding region: 1-495 (164 amino acids)
Biological process (GO): cell differentiation; circadian regulation of gene expression; negative regulation of transcription by RNA polymerase II
Cellular component (GO): nucleus; cytoplasm
Molecular function (GO): protein dimerization activity; transcription regulator activity
Source: RefSeq, a predicted model, not a curated record
AUGAAGGCGGUGAGCCCGGUGCGCCCCUCGGGCCGCAAGGCGCCGUCGGGCUGCGGCGGCGGCGGCGGCGGCGAGCUGGCGCUGCGCUGCCUGGCCGAGCACGGCCACAGCCUGGGCGGUUCGGCGGCCGCGGCGGCGGCGGCGGCGGCCGCGCGCUGCAAGGCGGCCGAGGCGGCGGCCGACGAGCCGGCUCUGUGCCUGCAGUGCGAUAUGAACGACUGCUACAGCCGCCUGCGGAGGCUGGUGCCCACCAUCCCGCCCAACAAGAAAGUCAGCAAAGUAGAGCUCCUGCAGCACGUUAUCGACUACAUCCUGGAUCUGCAGCUGGCGCUGGAGACGCACCCGGCUCUGCUGAGGCAGCCGCCGCCGCCCGCGCCGCCGCACCUCCCGGCCGGGACCUGCCCGGCCGCGCCGCCGCGGACCCCGCUCACCACGCUCAACACCGACCCGGCCGGCGCGGUGAACAAGCAGGGCGACAGCAUUCUCUGCCGCUGA